Agelaius phoeniceus (red-winged blackbird) is the source of this 6180-nucleotide messenger RNA. NCBI's taxonomy places the organism in Eukaryota, Metazoa, Chordata, Aves, Passeriformes, Icteridae. The record is from RefSeq and is a predicted model, not a curated record.
UGUGUGGGUCUGAGCUUCACAUUCAGGGAUGGUGAGCUCUGUGCACAGAGCAGGGAGACAAAACAAUUCCUGCUCCAGCUGGGCACCAAGGACAAAUGAUCCCAAUCUCAGCCCAAGAGCACAAACCCCGUGGGCUGCAGAGAGAAAAACAAGCAGGGUGGGACUGCAGGGGCUAAAGCUGGAAUGGGACAAUGAACUGCAAGAUGCAAAUGGAGCAGAACUGAUCCAAGGGAGAGAGCCCGGGAGCGCUGGUGCAUUUUGGGGCCAUUUUGGUUCAUCUUGGGUGCAGCCCUGGCUGGGCUCUGGUGCUGCCCAAGGUGGAUCCAUGGAGGAGAUGCUUUGAAUCAAUCCCUGCUUGAUUCUUUAGCUCUGCCCAGCCCCUGCUCUAGGGCAGCCUGCACAAGGGAUCAUCUUUGGUGACCACGAAGGGACAGAAGGCAUCAGUAAGAGGAAGCACACUUGUCAUGGCCUCUCUUUAGCACGUGGGUUGCCCAUGUAGCCUCAUAGGGCAAGUUAACAGCAGCAGCACUGUGUGGGCAGUGUUCCUCAACGACAGGGUGUUACUACUGAUGGAUGUGUUCUGAUGUCUUUGCUUUCAAAUCAAUGGUUUUGCUGGAUUUUAGUUGUGCUGCAGAAGAUUCAUGUAUGCUCUUGUCUGUGAACAAAAUGCUGUUCAUUUUGGAAUAAAACACCAGCCCAUUUUAUUUCAAAUUAAUUUCAUUUAUAUAUGUCUGCCAGACCAGCUUUCAGUGAUAUUUUUCUGCUGGAUUUAUGUGUGGGAUAGAGAACCAGAAAAGCACAUCCCAGUAGCUGUUGUAAUCAUAAUCUUAUUAGAGUUUGCAGUUUCAUCGCCGGGCUGCUUCUCUCAUCAGUUGUGGAAUGUGCUGGUAUGAGACUGUACUGAUUAAAGUUUUACAGGCACCAAAUCAGAUUAGGCACCGAGUCACCUGACCAGGCUGCGCUCGCAGUCAUGUGAGCCACGCCCUGCUGAGCUCCUGCUGGGAGCCGAAACAAGGUAGUUUGCUUUGGAGAUGUUCUUAAGUAUCUAACAGCAUGGGUCGUGGAUUAUGGCUGCAAAGAAGAUGGCUUCAUUUUCCUGAUCUUUGAACUAGCUGGAAUGGGAUAAGUUUGAAAGUGCAGGAUCUUCAGGCCAUGAGCCAACAACUGGAAAGAAUGUUUAAUCCUGGAAGCUCUGACACCAAAAGACCUGGGUUUUUUCAGUGUGAAAAAGCUUAAAGACUGCUUAUUCAGUCUGUCUGUGGCAAAUGAAAGAAUUAUUUGGAGGGUUUAGGACUUGCCAGUUGUAUGAUAUUAUAUAAAACAUAAGAUCUUAUUCAGAAAGCCUCUGGAUGUUACCCAAAUUCAUCCUUGUGGGUAUCCUGAGCAACAGGGAAAAAAAUUUAAACCUGUGUCAAAUUUAAACAGCUCUUUUAAAAUAGAAGUAAAUUAGGAGACAUGAGUUAAAGUAGUAUGUGCUGAAGACAAGAAAUUAUUUUAAAGGUUACUUUAUGUUUCUGUAAUUUCAGAACUGUACAGUAAAAUACUACUGAAACCUGCAGAACAAGAAUCUUGAAAGUGAAUUGUGAGUUUAAUUUAGUGUCUUAAUAAGCAUCAUACAGAUUAGUGCUGUAUUUAAUAGAGAUUAUUUUCCUUGUAUUUCUCAUGCUUCCUGAUGAGAGCCACAAACAUGGAAGGAACCUCAGGUUUCUGGUACUGGCCAAUGAUGUUUUGUGGUUAUUGUCUCCCAUAGAUAUUGCAGACAGGAAUGCUAACUUGAUAUUUCAGCUCCCACUGACUCUCACAGCACUCUGGCCAUCCACAGAGUGAGGCAUGGGCCAGGGUGUCCUGCAGGAAAUAAUUCUGUAGAGAUGUGUAUUGCUUGCUCUUCAAAAAGUUUGACUAGAAUGGUAAACUAAUUUGGUCACUGAGGGGCAGGUGAAGAAAAUUUUGGCCUUUAAGUAGUCAGGAAGUAAAAUUGGGAUUUUUCAGUAUGAGUUAUAAAGUUGGAUAUAAGACAAGCAAGCAACCUAGUAAAACUCAUUGUAAAGCCAGAUUCACAACUGGCUACUUAGGGAAACUUAAGUUGUUUCAAAUUUGGAAUAAUGUUCUGGUGAAAUAAUAAAAUAGAAUAGAAUAAAAUAAUGAGUAUCUAGCCUUUUUUUGUAGUCAGGCUGUAUUUUAGCAAAUCAUCAUUAUUCUUUAUCUCAGUGGAUUCAGCUUCCAUCCCCUACACUGAGCCUACCAAUUCCAUGCCAAAAGUUCUUUGUGGGAACCCCAUUUCAGGAGCAUCUAUCUGGGAGCAGGGCUGCUAUUUUUUCCAAUUUUCCCCCCCUCUUGUACUGAAUUGCAUUUUGUGUGAGAUAAUAUAUGUAAAAGGAAUAAAAAUGAAUUUACAUUUAAAACUGUAGAUGCUGAAACAGAUUGAGGGAAGGCCAAAAUGUUAUCAAGGUCCUAGAAAUAACAGUCCUGUAAGUGGUUACUGCAGAAUAACUCAGUGUAAUGUGAGUGGAACACACAAGAUUACUGAAACCUGCAGAACAAUAAUCUUCAAAAUGAACUGUGAGUUUAAUUUCUUUGUGGGUGCUGCUGGAAAUGUGAGCUUCACUAAUUGCUUUAAAGUCCUGUCUUGGUAUUGUGUGGAAAGAAUAGAAUGUCUUAUUUCAUUGCACUGAGGGGGUAGUUCAUCUGAAGUUUUAGCCCUAAGGUUUAUUAGAAAACCUGUUUCUCUUCAGUAGCCAUGUUUUCAAUAUUUCUGUGAUUGAAAAUAUUUCUGUGAUUGUGACUGUGACAGUGUCCCUAGCAGAGGGAGAAAGGUAAUGGAGCUUUUUUUUUCUUUUACAUCCUGCUCUUAUAUUUCUGUGAAAACUGUUGCACAUUCUUAGAGCCUCAUGCUUCCACCUUUUCUCAGUUGUGCUUCCAUUGGUCCGAGAAGUGUGAAGCACUGUUUGAUCUUGGUGUUCACUGUUUGAUCCUGGUGUUCUCAUGCUAUUGCCAAACCACAGUGAAUUUUUAAUAGAAUUUUUAACAUUUCUGGCACAAAAGAACUGCAAUUCACAAGCAUUAAGUUGUAGGAAUAUCAUCAAUUUUCUUAGCAUGCACAAAGUAUCAGUGAAAGGAGCUGCAUGUGACCAGUCACUGAUCAUCCUUUUAGAAAAGCAAUGUAUUAUGGUGGAAAGGGCAAGCCAUGUUCUGUACUUUUGGAACAAACCAGAUCAGCAAAUGUAGAUGAAAUAAAAGCUUACCACUUAUUCAAAACCUGAAAAGUUUUUAAGAAGGCAGUCCAGGGAGACAGUACUAAUGAAGUUACACAGUGAUUGUUUCUGUACUGCUUUUCUGUUUCACAAGUACUUGUGUCCUCAUUUGAAACUCCUGUUUGGGCUGGACGUCUGUGGUAAAAUGAGCCAUGCAGGCCCUGCUUGGUGAUGUGUUUGGUGCAGUUUGUGGGGCUGGAGCGUGCUCUGCACCUCAGCUUAGGAUCAUUUACUAAAUUGGAGAAAGGCAUCUCGACUUAUUUGAUUCACUAAGUAGUCAGUUUUCACAUUUAUUAUUGUGUCAGCUGUAUCUUUUAUUUUAAACCAUCAAAUUAAAUAAUAGCUUAUGCUGGCUUUCUGUUUUAGUUCAUGCAUUUAAAACCUGGAAGUCAGAUAAAAAGAUAGUUUCAGAAUAAAUUCAGUAUAUUAUUUAUGAGUGGAGCAACACAUUAGCAUGGAGUUCACAAUAGAUCAUAUCGCUUUUAUUCCAUCUUACAAGCUUAGCAGCACAAACAGAAUAAUCAACAUAUUAUUUGGCUGUCAUCUGCUGAACAGAAAGCAGAGAUCACAAGGAGGUUUUCCCUAGCUGCAGUGAUGGCCUUUUUGUUCCAAGCCCCCAUCUGGGAGGGCCAUGGUGUGUUAUCAUAUGGAACGCGGGGUUUGCUGUAAUCUGCUUAGCUGCACUGCAGUUUGAAUCUUUAUUCCAUGUUUGUGUAAUUUAUAAUUUUAAUGAGACCGUGCCUCUUGUGGGCUUUGAAAUAUAUUAAAAGCUCUUUUGUGCAUAUGCUUUUGUUCUUGCUUAAUAGGCUCAGUGUAUUUAAAACUGAUGAAUUUUUAUUCAUGGAUUUGGAUGUCUGGGGAUUAACUUAGAUUGAAUAUCAUUGCACUCAUCUAUUGAUGUUUGGAACUUUUUUAUACUUGUAUCUCUAAGUGGAGAAGACCUUACAGAACUUGUGUUUUACACAUAAAACAGCUCCGAAAUAACUAAUAAAAUUCUAUUGAGCAAUGAGCAAAAAUACUGAUUACAGUUUAUUUUUACUGCAUAAACUCUCCUGAAUUACCAUUUUGCUGUGGAAAAAGUCCUUGAGUCCAUGAACAUGUGUGUAUUUAGAACUUUGUAAAUAAAAAACAGUUUGGGAAAGCACUCAACAUUUUUGUAGAAUAUCAGCAGUGAUAACCACUUGAUUUGCAUUUUUCUUCUGUUCAGGUAACUUGAAAAUGUAAAUACUGAGCACUCUCUUGUCUGACUGUGUUGCCUUUCUCCUGUUUUUAACACAUUUUUUUAAUGCAGAGUGUGCAUAAACUAUUUCAUUAGAAGGUGAUGCUCAUAACUGGGGAGUAUUGAUAAACAUACAGAAGGAUUCUUCACUGCUAUUUUCUGACAGUGCUAAAACUGGUCUUGAUUUUUGCUUUUGUAUUUUUCAGAUGUUUAAUGGUUUGUUUAUUUGUUUGAUUUACUGUUUGUUUAAAGAUUUGAUACUUUGUGACUUCUGUGUUUUUAAACUACUGUGGAGCACUCUUCAAUGAUGGCAUUCUCUCUGAGACCAGCACUGGCAAUAAGAUGGAGACAAUUGUGGUUUUUCUAAAUAAUCUUGCUGAUGGUGUACUGAAAUGUGGAGGGGGUUUGGGUUUUUGUUUGUGGUGUUUUUGAUGGGUUGGCUGGUUUUUACCAGCAAACCAUCAUCUUUGUAAUGACAAAAUAUUUCAAGUAAACAGCCUUUUUAGUUCUCAGUGCACAAGGGAGUUAUUCAUCCCUCUUCUCUUCGCUGCUUUGAGCAGUAUUUCCAAAUCAUAUUUCCAUAAGAUGUGUCAGCUGGGAAGUGCAGGGGACACGUGAGCCAUGGGCAGCUUCAGCUUUUGUAGGGUUGUAGAUUUUUAGUGCCUAAUGUGAAAAUCAGGCUUGUAAUUCUUUGUCUUAUAAAACUGAAAUGAAUUUUCAAUGUUUAUAUGUCUGUGUCUCAAGGAAGUGAAUGUAUUGAAAUUGAAGAUAAGCAUGUAGUUAUUUGACCAUUGUGACGUGGGCACAGCCUGAUUUUCUCAGUUACCAGGAAAGUGACUGUGGUGUCUGCCAGACCUUUGGUGGUUGUCCUGACUUUGACCUUGUUGCAGAAGACUGUAAAGUGAGUAUUUUGGCAUCCCUCAGAGGCCCGUGUAUGACCAUGCCUUUGCUCAGCUGUCUGGAUUUCACUGUUCAGCAAAGAGGAGUGAAUGGAGCUGCAGAGGAGGACAAGCUUUGGAAUGCAUCUGGCCAUUAAAACAGCGUUUUAUUCAGGGUUGUGCAAGUGUUAGGAGCUGCUUCCCAAAGAGCUGCUGGGCACCGUACACUGUAGGAUGCUUCGCAAUGCCCUAGGAAAAACCUUCCGAUUUCUGGGCUACACGGUGCAGUAUGGCUGCAUAGCACACUGUGCCUUCGAGUACCUUGGAGGAAUUGUUGUGUGCUCUGGACCUUCCAUGGAACCAACCAUUCAGAACUCUGAUGUUGUCUUUUCGGAGAACCUCAGCCGCCACUUUUACUGCAUCCGAAAAGGAGAUAUUGUAAUUGUGAAAAGCCCAAAUGACCCCAAAUCAAAUAUCUGUAAAAGAGUAAUUGGCUUGGAAGGGGAUAAAGUCUGCACAAGCAACCCUUCAGAUUUCCUUAAGAGUCACAGCUAUGUGCCUAAAGGACAUGUCUGGUUAGAAGGUGAUAAUCUCAGGAAUUCUACAGAUUCCAGGUGCUAUGGACCUGUUCCUUAUGGGCUGAUAAGAGGACGCAUUUGUCUUAAGAUAUGGCCUCUGAAUGACUUUGGAUUUCUACGUGCAAGCCCCAAUGGCCACAGAUUUCUUGAUGAUUAAAAGACUUAUGUACUAUUGACAGUUUUCAUAGUAUUUUCUACUAAAAUGAAUGGAACUAUUUUUGCUUAGAAUAAACACAAAUAAUUCUUGACAAAGA